Messenger RNA from Juglans microcarpa x Juglans regia, 1011 nucleotides. RefSeq lists its product as uncharacterized. The transcript is spliced from 8 exons. Bases 76 to 801 code for a protein of 241 amino acids. Gene Ontology annotation, molecular function: oxidoreductase activity. NCBI's taxonomy places the organism in Eukaryota, Viridiplantae, Streptophyta, Magnoliopsida, Fagales, Juglandaceae. The record is from RefSeq and is a predicted model, not a curated record.
UGGUAGUUGAUGCGUAGAAUCGAAAAGGUCCUAUGUUCGUUUUUUUCCUAAGCCAAAACGGUCGUAAGUUAUAAGAUGAACGUAUUCAACAUCCCAACUGCACUGCGUUCGGUGUCUCUAGGCAAAGCCCCAGUUUCUCACCUUUUCCAGAAAGCUUGCAGAUACAGAGAGAUCAUGUCUGACUCAGUUGGAAACAAUACUGAGAAAAAGCUUAUAAAAAUCGAUAUCAGCUCGGACACUGUGUGCCCAUGGUGCUUCAUGGGCAAAAGAAAUCUUGACAAAGCUAUAGCUGCAUCUAAGGAUCAAUAUGACUUUCAGGUUAGAUGGCAUCCAUUUCAACUUAAUCCUUCUGCCCCUAAAGAAGGCAUCAACAAGAGAGAGUAUUACCGUACAAAGUUUGGAUCUCAAUCUGAGAGUAUGGAAGCUCGGAUGUCAGAGGUUUUUAGGAGCCAUGGACUGGAUUACAACCUGUCGGGACUCACGGGAAAUACUCUAGAAAGCCACAGGCUUAUGUAUUUUGCUGCCCAACAGGGCCUUGAUAAGCAACACAAUCUUAUGGAGGAGCUGUCCUUUGGCUACUUCACUCAGGGGAAAUACAUUGGUGACCGGGAAUUUCUCGUGGAAUCUGCAAAAAAGGUUGGGAUAGAAGGUGCAGCAGAGUUUCUUGAAGACCCUAAUAAUGGGUUAAAAGAGGUUAAUGAGGAGCUCCAGAAGUACUCAGAAAACGUUACAGGAGUCCCAUAUUUUGUGAUUAAUGGAAUCCAGAAGCUGAGUGGUGCCCAACCCCUGAGGUUCUGCUGAGAGCUUUUCAAGUAGCUGCUAACUAAGAGAACCUGAAAUGUUAUAUUUAAAGAUUAUAUAUCGGUUGAUAAAAUAAAGGCCUCAGCAUAUUUGCCUGCCUUAAUAUUAUGGUGUGUAUCUCUCGUUGAUCGACUUAUCGAUCCUCUAUUAUGGCUUAUGUAGCAUUACCAUGACACGUUUGUUUAAAACUGGGGUGAAUGCUUUUUUCUA